GAAAGCAAAGCGGGAAGUUCAAACAGAUAGGCACAUCGUCGUGGCCUGAGCGCGUAAAAUUCAACUGUUGUUCGAUUUAGUUAUAUUGAGAUUGUGCGCGUGGUGUGUAUUUUUUUCGGUUGUAUUGUACUUUGUGUAGAAUCGCUGUGCGAGGCGCAAUGCGAGAAGCGUGCAUUUAAAAUGUGUAAAUUGUUGCUAAUCGAGCUAUAAACAAAAAAGAUCUGAAAAUGCCUGGAUAUUUGCAUUGAGGAAGCGGAACAGAAACCCAGAAAGAGAAAGCGAUUCACAGUCAGAGCCAGAGCCAGAGCCAGUGCAAAGAUUCGGUGUAAUGGCCAUCAAUCAGGGCAAGUACAAGCCCACAAUCUGUGCCAUCGAUGAGGUGGACGAUCGCAGCUAUAAGCUGCACAACAGCCAGGACGAGAUCCGUGGCAAGAAGCAGCAGCAGCUGCAGCAGAUCGAGGGCAGCGAAACGGCCCCACUGACGACGAAUCAACAGAAGCUGCACAUGGAUGAGGCGGGACUGACGCCCAAGGACUUGGAGGCGGCACGACAAGAGGCGCUCAACGAGGUCAGCGGGGGAGUGGGAGGCGGCGGCGGCGGCGGCGGCGGCGGCGGCGGCGGCGGCGGCAGAACACCCACAGCGAAUACACCCAACUCGACGCAUCCUUCGGCGAAUGGCCUGAGAGGACGCCGCUCCUUUGAUGCACUGAUGAGCUUGUCGAGGAAACGAAGGAUCCUGUAUGUGACCACCGCCUGCCUGUGCGCCCUGCUGCUGAUCAUCAUCAUCAUGCUGCUGGCCUUCUGGCCGGACGUGCCCUUCUAUCUGCGUGCCCCGCUCUGCCUGGAGCGGGAGUGCGUGGAGAGCAGCCGGCAGCUGCUCCUGUGGGCCAACACCUCGAAGAGUCCGUGCCACCAGACGUACGAGUGGGCGUGCGGCAACUUUGCCAGCGACUAUGCCGACAACGAUUAUUUCGUGAUCAAGCGUGGCGAAUGGAACUACAAGACUUACAAUGAGUAUCAGGAACUCAAUGAACUGAAUCGCUUCAUUUCGAUGCUGCCCAACUCUGCCGAAGGCUCCUACUCCGUGGAGUCCACCAUCAGCAGUCUGUACCGCAGUUGCCGGGAGAUCGAUUCGCUCGACAAGAGCCAGUCGGAUCUACUGCUGAAGCGAGCCAUUAAAUCCGUGGAUGGCUGGCAGCUAUUUCGGGACUCGAAUCGCUUGCAGUACUGGGAGCACAAGCGGGCCCUGGUGCAUCUCCAGGCAAAGUACGGCAUCUUCCCGUACUAUCGCAUCAGUGUGGAGAAUGGCUAUAGCAAUCCCCAUGAUUAUGUGAUUGCGAUCGACGAGGGUCAGAUUGGAUUGCCGGACAAGUAUUUCUAUGGCCCCGAUGCCGAUGAGGAAGUCGUCAAAGGCUACAAGCUGCUUCUCAGGGACUUUGCCAUCAAUAUGGGGAUUGUUUCCCGCGAGGCGGAUCUGUUUGCCGAUGAUAUUUUCCACUACGAGCGCCGGAUUGUCAAUCAUAUUGAGGACGCCAAGGCUGGUGGGGAUCGCCAGUUGAACAGACUGAUGCGUCUGGCUGAUCUGAAGACCAAGGCUCCGUCUCUACCAAUUUUCGAGUCGCUUCAGGCCAUUUUUCCGAAUACCAAAAUCACCGAAGACACUGAGGUCUUGGUGCGAGAUGUAGAGGUCUUGCAUUCCCUCUCCGAACUGCUCUCUACCUCGGAUAAAAAACCCAUCAACAACUUUAUCAUUUGGUCGCUGGCCCGACAAAUGCUGCCACAUCUGUCCAAGGAGUAUCGCACGCUGGCGGAGCACUUUGACCAUGCCAUCUACGGGCGGACGGCCAGCUAUCCCCGGUGGCUCAUCUGCAGCCGGGUGGUGCGUGACUGGUUGCCCUUUGCUGUGGAAGCACUGCAGCAGCAGCCGGCCCAGCAGCAGUUCGAAAGGACAUCCACCCCACAGGCCUCAAGCCUGAACAAAACGCACGCCAACGAGGAGUACUUGCGCCUGAUGUUCUACAGCCUGCGCAACCAGCUGAAGGACUCGCUGGAGCAGGCCAGCUGGCUGGAGAGCGCCGCGAGGCAGUUCCUCAAGAAGAAGCUGGACGAGAUGCGGCUACAGUUUGGGAUACCCGGCGAGGUGCUGGACCAGCCCAACUACCUCAAGGACUACUACAACGACCUGAUGCUGAACAACCUGUACUUUGUGGAGCAUCUGGAGUCCAUCUGGACGUUCCGGCGCACGCGCCUCGAGAAGAAACUGAAGCCGCUUGGCAUGCUGGAUGUCAUUGUUUCCGAGAUGUACACAAGGAACAAUCCGCAGGCCAUUGCCUACUCGAACAAGUUGAACAUGCUGCUGGUGUCGAGGGUUCUGAUCAGCUCCAGCUACUACGACUAUCGCUAUCCAGUUUCUGUCAAUUUUGCCCGCAUCGGGACGGACAUUUUGGAGGCUUUGAUUGAGAACUUCUCCACAUUCCUGCUGCAGUUUAAUGCGCAGAGCUCGGACCUGAGCGACGCUGUGCCCGAGAUCCACUACGCUCAGCCGGAUGUCAAUUGCCUGGCCGCCGGACAGCCGCCGCGCCUCACCCAUGAGCUCAACGAGCUGUCCAGCACUGCCCUCAAGAGCUUCCAUGUGACCUUGAGUGCGGCCAGGACGGCAGCGAGGGCCCUCAGCAGCUUCGUGACGGCCAUCGAUGCGGGCAGCGCCAUCCAGGGGUCGGGCAUCGAUCAGGUGAACACCUACGAGGCCCUGGGGCUGACACGGCGUCUGAGAGUGCCCGGUCUGCGGUCGUUCAAUGAGAACGAGCUCUUCACUCUGGCCUACAUGCAGCAGCAUUGCAGCACAACCAUAGCAGACAAGGACUAUGCCAGGAUAAAACCGCAUGUGGAAAGCCAGCUGGCCGAAAGAUAUCUAUUCAAUGCCACCUGGCAGCACAUACAGUUCCUGCCGCGAUCCACCAAUUGCGCCGUGUCAGAGCCGAGCUGUUCGAACCUGCUCUGA
Messenger RNA from Drosophila persimilis, 3001 nucleotides. RefSeq names its product protein gone early (gene goe). Gene Ontology annotation, biological process: protein processing. Gene Ontology annotation, cellular component: plasma membrane. The transcript is spliced from 11 exons. Lineage: Eukaryota; Metazoa; Arthropoda; Insecta; Diptera; Drosophilidae. The coding region runs from base 329 to 3001 and encodes 890 amino acids. Gene Ontology annotation, molecular function: metalloendopeptidase activity. The record is from RefSeq and is a predicted model, not a curated record.